Lutra lutra (Eurasian river otter) is the source of this 1693-nucleotide messenger RNA. RefSeq lists its product as uncharacterized. Lineage: Eukaryota; Metazoa; Chordata; Mammalia; Carnivora; Mustelidae. The record is from RefSeq and is a predicted model, not a curated record. The transcript has a single exon. The coding region runs from base 1 to 1611 and encodes 536 amino acids.
AUGUUCUCAAGAUGUGACAUCUUUGAAGUCAAACCUACAGCUAGGCCUCCAAGUGCUAAUUCUUCAGGGUUUCCAUCAUGCCUAAGGUCACGAAGUGUUAAUUCUGAGGUCUUUGCACUGGAACUAUGUUUUCAAGAUGUGGAAUCUGUAGAGUUGACACCAGGGUCCCAACAGCAAGGUAUGAAUUGCCAAGAGUUGACUUCAGGAUGGCAAGGUAUGAAAUCAACAGUGUUGGCACCAGAGCCAACUAAGAAGUUCAUACCAGGACCCAUGUUGCCUAGUGUUAAAUUUUCAAAUUUGUCUCUAGAAUCACAGCGACAAGGUGAGAAACCUUUGGAGUUUACUCCAGAAGCAAAGUUGCAAAGUAUAAAACAUGUGACAUUGUCUUCAGCAUCUCUGCAACAAGAUAUGAAAUCUGUAGAGUUACUACCAGGGUCACUGCUUCCAAGAACAAAAUCUGAGGAACUAACUCCAAAGAGGAGCUAUCAAAUCACAGACUCCUCUGAGAUAAUCCCUAGGCCAGGGCAUCAAUUUGUAGAAGGUGCAGAGAUGAUCCCAACACCAAAGCCUCAAGUCCCUAAAUCUCUGAAUCUGGUGAUCCCAACACCAAAGCAUCAAGUCUCCAAAUCUGUAAAUUUGAUUUCAGUACCAAUUUAUCAUACCACAGAAAGGUUGGCACAUCAAGGCAAUGAAACUGUGGAAAAAUCUGUGGGGUUGACCCCAAAGUCAACAAGUAAAACCAUGGAAUCUUCAGGAGUGCCUCUAAGACUAGAUCUUCAAGUCCCAGAAUCUGUUCACCUGACUCAUGUGCUAAGGAAUCAAGGCUCUGAAUCCUUAGAAUUAACCUUAAAGGAAAUCCCAGAAACUCUCGAGUUGCUCUCUCAGUCAUGGCCUCAAGUUAAGGACUUGGAGGAAUCAUAUACAAGGCCAGUGCAGGAAGUUACAGGAUCUGAAGAGAUGACACCAGAGCCCAAGCAUCACACUACAGAAACUAUGGGGUUGACCCCCAAAGCAAGGCCAACAGAGAAGGAAUUCCUUGGCAUGACCCCAAAGCCAAUAAGUAAAACCACUGGAUAUACAGAGAGCGCUCCAAGGCUCUAUCCUCAAGCACUAGAAUUUGCGGAGGUGACCUCUGAGAAAAUACUGCAAAGGGAAGAAUCAGAAGCACUGACUACAAAGCCAUUACAUCAUGUCCCAGAAUCUUCAGAGAUGACACCAAGGCUAAGAUAUCCAGUUCCCGAAUCUGUGGGUUCAACCUCUAAGCAAUGGCUUCAAAGGGAGGAAUCUUUAGAUUUGUCCCCAAGGCAAACAGGUCAAGCUACAGGACAUGCAGAAUCUGUAGAGCUCACAUCUGAGACACGGCAGCAAGGGGAUGGACCAAUGGGGCUGACACAGUCACAGAAUCAAAGUAUGAAAUAUUCACAGAUAGCUCCAGGACUACAGGGUCAAAUUACAGAGUUUAUGAGGAUUAGUCCAAAGCCGCUAGAUCAAGUCAUGGGAUCUACAAAGACACAGCUUCAAGCUGCUCAACCAAUAGGAAUAACCUCAAUAGGCCCCCCAAAAGUUGUUGAAUAUGUGAAAGUGACUCCUGGGCACCACUUCAGGUUGUAAAGUCUGUAGCAUUAACACCAGGGGGAACCUCUCAAAUGGUAGACGAUGUUGAACUGACUCCAAAAGUACAAGAUGUGAGACC